GCGGAAUAGGUGUGGUGGGAGGAAGGGAGGCAAUUGAAUCGGGCCUACUAAGUAGACAGUACGCCCAGUAGCAUCAUCUUCAUGCAGCAGUGGUGCAUCGGUGGCGGCGGUAGUCGCGUGCAUGCUAGCCGCGUCGGUGUCUAGAACAUGCCUCCGAGGAGAUAGAGUGGGGGAAAUAGAAGAGAUGGAGGAAAUGGCGACAAAUAGCGACAAUAGCGGGAAUCCUUUCGCCGAUCUUGACAGAAAAUAUGCUGACACACUCCACAUUGGCGCUGUCCACGUGAGAUUUAGUGCUGUCUAGCAGUAUAUUUAGCAGUGUUUAGGAGUGUUUAGGGGUGUCUAGCAGUUGGUUAGCAGGUGUUUAGCAGGUGUUUAGCAGCGCAUAGUCCAAGACUCUAAUCCCCAAAACGUCUUAUUAGGCACUUGGUAGUGUGACCUGGGCCUCAGUCGAUGCUGCAAUCUGGACUGGAUUGGACUGGAUUGGACUGGAUUGGAAAUAUGUGCGAUAUAUGUGGUGCAUGCUAAGACUUGCCGUUUCUUGGCCUUUUCUCGUACCUUUUUUCUCAUUUUCCUCCUUUCUUUCUUCCAAGACGCGGGAGGCUUUUGCGGCAUGUAGCUUACUUGCGGUAGAAAUUGCUUGAGGGUCGAUGCCAAUGCUCGGAACCUCACCGAUGGCGCUGCGUGGCGGUGCGCUAUUCCUAAUCCAGUUCCCGUGUCUUGGCACGUGACUACAUUGAAACAACCCGCCCGCCAUCUUGAGUCUUCGUCUCGGCGAUGUGCAUAUACUGUACACACGGAAUAAAAGAAGUGACAAUUUAAAUCCUGCGCUGCAGAUGGCCGAUAACCCUGCCGAGCCCCCUUCCGGCUCCUCCCUUGAUUCCGACCUCUUGGCCAGACUCAACGCCCUCCGUCCAACAACCGUCUCACUCGAUCACUCAUCGCGACCCAACCUCUCCAUCCCCGGUACCCUGCAGACCCCGGAUACACUCCUUUCCGACCGUCUCCGCGCGCUCCGCAAUGGUGGUGGCACUGGCGGCAGGAACACCGCUUCUGGGUCGCACCUUCCCCCAUCAGACCAACACUUAACCUUCGGCGUUCUGUCCGACGCUAGCGCACAGACGGCAUCGGCCAUCUCCAGUCUCGACUCGCCGAUUGUGGAAAUCGAUGACAGAGCUGAUAUCAAGCUGGCGCGCGAUGCUCUGGAUUUUGCACGGGAAGGAUCACAUGAUGUUCCCAUGAGCAAGUCUCAUGGGCGGCCGCCACGGGAGGCUUCGAAGGUGCCAUUUCCGGAAGAUGUGAUUAGACGGCUGCGCGAAGAAGCUGCGGACAGCCUAUCGGACUCAGAUAAACUGCUCAAGUCGGAAGGCAAACACAAAAUCCCGAAGAAUGCGGGGUCGUCCCGAGACUCAGAUGCAGGGGGCUCACCAGAUGGCGAGUCAGACCCAGAGAAAUCUGAUGACGAAGACGAAGACGAGGACAGGGACCUAGAAGCAGAAGCACAGGAAGCAGAGGAGAUCCUUGCACGCCUCCUCGAUGAAGCACACCUCGAAAAAAGAGACGAAGCAGCCAACCAACCACAAUCACAACCACAAUCAUCACCACCACCCCCCCAGUCCACAAACCCACCACCCCCAGACCCAACACCCACCACCGACCCGCUCACCCUCCCCUCAACCCCCUCCACCCUCCUCUCUCCCCCGGAUCCUCCCGACCCCGAAACCCUCGCCUUCACCAAUUCCAUCACAGCCCGCAUGGCCGCACUCCAAACCCCCACCACCACAGACGCCCUAGGCAUGCCCUCCGCCCCAUCCACCGCCCCUGUCUCCUCUCCCCGCGGGGGCUCCUCAAAACCUGCACCGGAACCCGCUACUGCAUGCGUGAUAUGCUAUGACAACGCUACUGUGCUAUGUCGCGGCUGCGAGGACAAUUUUGGGGAUGCGGAGGAGGCGCUGUAUUGUGCGAGAUGCUGGAAGGAGGGGCAUCUGGGGCCGGAUGCGGGGGUGGAGGAGAGGACGCAUGAGUGGAUUAAGUUUAAGAGGCCUACAUGAGGGUGGGUAUUGCCAUGGUUGAAGUGAUAUCAGGGGGCGGGUGGGUUUGUCUCGC
Messenger RNA from Pseudogymnoascus verrucosus, 2103 nucleotides. RefSeq lists its product as uncharacterized. Bases 834 to 2048 code for a protein of 404 amino acids. Lineage: Eukaryota; Fungi; Ascomycota; Leotiomycetes; Thelebolales; Thelebolaceae. The record is from RefSeq and is a predicted model, not a curated record. The transcript has 2 exons.